Messenger RNA from Enterobius vermicularis (human pinworm), 2994 nucleotides. NCBI's taxonomy places the organism in Eukaryota, Metazoa, Nematoda, Chromadorea, Rhabditida, Oxyuridae. The record is from the annotation of a GenBank genome assembly.
AUGCGAAAAAAACCUCUGAACUGCUUUUUCUUUAAGACAUUCAAAAUCUAUGGAGAGCAGGUUGCGUCAAAAAAACCGUUAAUUGCAAAUGAGAGGUUGAAAGUCGACUCAACAAAAUUAAAAGUAUUUAUACUGCCAAUGACUCAUGCUGAUCCAGGAUGGCUGAAAACAUUUGAAAAGUACGCCGAGGACACCAAUCAAAUCUUGAAUAAUCUCCAUAGUUUUAUGACAACACAUCCAAAAAUGCGUUUUAUGUGGUGCGAAAUUUCUUUUAUGGAAAAAUGGUGGAGAAAUGUGAAUGAAACCGUUAAAAACGAUAUCAAGAAAAUGAUUUCAACUGGUCAGCUGGAAAUUGCCAGUGGAUCUUGGGUGAUGACUGAUGAAGCUAAUCCGUAUUUUGCUGUUUCUGUUGAUAAUAUCAUUGAAGGGCAGCAGUUUGUGCUGAACGAACUUAAUACAAAACCUGAAGUAAUUUGGUCAAAUGAUCCAUUUGGUUAUGGUGUAACAGAACCCUACUUGUUCAGUAAAACGGGAAUCAAGCGUGCUGUCAUCAAUCGAGUUCAUUUUGAUGUAAAACAACAACUUUUAGAAAAAAAAGCGAUUCCUUUCUUGUGGAGACAGUAUUUUGAUUCGGAAGGCCACAGUGAUAUUUUAACCCAUGUGCUUCCGUACAGUCACUAUGAUGUUAUAAACAGUUGCGGACCAAACCCAACAAUUUGUUGCCAAUUCGACUUUAAAAGAAUAACACAUUACAGCUGCGGAAUAAAAACUGUGCCAAUCACAAAGGACAAUGUCGUUGCAAAAGCUCUGGUACUUGAAGAACAGUUCCAGAAGAUGGCAAGUUUGUUCCAAUCGAACACAGUAUUCACAGUCUGGGGCGAUGAUUUCCGCUACGAUAUGAUAGAGGAAUGGCAUCAGCAGUACGAUAAUUUAGUGCUCCUUUUUGACCAAAUUAACUCACAAAAUCGCACUGAGAUCAGGUUUGGAACUUUCGCUGACUAUUUCAAGGCUUUGGAAGAAUUUCACAAAACAAACAAACCUGCAACACUUACUGGCGAUUUCUUCCCUUAUGAGUGUUCAGUGAGGGACCUUUGGACUGGAUAUUACACGACAAGACCAUUCUUUAAGAAACUUGAACGACGGUUACAUGCAGCGAUUUAUGCAGCAGAUGUAGCAACGACAAAUGCUGUAAGUUUGAUGACAAGUGACGAGAAGUUUAAAGUUCAUGAAAGUUUGACAUAUGCUAGACGUAACUUGGCUCUAUUUCAACAUCAUGAUGCUAUUACCGGUACUAGCAGAAAACAGGUUAUGAAGGAUUAUGCACAACGUUUGCAUAAUUCGAUAAAGUUAGCCGGUGCAACACUAGCUGCAGCUCUUAGCAAAACUGGGAGUUCUAAGUUCAGUGUGGAUAAUAUGGCACAAACUUAUGAUCAGUUACCUGUCCAGACUCUUCUUCAAUUAAAGCCUGGUGAAAAAGUGUAUGCACGGGCUAGAAAAUGCCUGGUUGCGUUGCGAGUGACGACUGCUGAUGUAUUAGUCAAAGAUGGCGAAAAAAAUGUACCUGCUCAGAUAGAACCAUAUUAUGACGACAAUUUUGCUAAAUAUACAAACGAUUUUCAGCUUCUGUUUACUGCCAACGUAGGGCCGAUGACGGAAAAAUUGUAUACAGUUGAGUACAAGAAAUCUCCCAUUUCAACAGUUUCCGCCGAAAUCUUUGUUGUCAAUUCGCCAAAUGGGUUGCCACAACCAACGAAGGAUCUGUCUCUGAAAUCUUUUGUAGUCAAAACUGUUGGUCCGGAAGCGUUAGCAAUAUCAACAAAUCGACUGAAGACUACGCAUAAUCCGGAAACCGGUUUACUCAACCCUUUGAAUUUGAUGCGGUUAACUCGUUAUGCAAUCAAGGGACCUAUACGGCAAACUGUUGCCGUUGAAUCUGAAAUAGUACAACAACGAAUUUCAGCUUUAAACAUUGAUGAUGCUGAUGGGGACUUAUUGCAUAUAGAUAUGAGGAUUGAUAUUCGAAGUUUAAGACAAGUAAAUUUGGUAACCCGAUUCCAUACAAGUUUAAACCCUGCAUUUAUGCAGGUUUUUACCGACAGUAAUGGAUUACAGUUGUUAAGACGUCAGUUUUAUUCUUCACUGUCAUUACCAGCUAACUAUUAUCCGAUGCCAACUGCAGUCGUUCUUCAAGACUUAAAUCGACGUAUAACAAUAGUAAGUGAUGUUGAACACGGAGCGACAGGUUCUGGUGAUAGUGGCAUUGAAAUAAUGCUUGUGUUCAAACUACUAUAUCUUAGCAGAACAACUGAAAAACCAAUUUGUUCACUAUGGAUUUUGCAGUCUUGUGAUGCAUUAUCGGUCUUAAUUGUUACAGAUCGCAUUUUACUUCACGAUGACGGUAAAGGUCUUGGUAGCAUAGAAGAUGGUAUACCAAACGAUAUGUUACCUGUAAAAAUCGGUUUUACAGUUAUAGCAGAGAACAUGUCCACUAAUUCAAGUUUAAAUAUGAAGUUUUGCAUACCACUCAGUCACCGCUCAUCACGCGCUUCAAAGUCGUCUAUAUCCACCAGUUACAUUAAUAUCAAACGGUUAGAUUCUGUCUACCUACACUAUCUUGCAAGUCUUUUGAAAGUUGUCAAAGUUAUUGCUUUCUUUGUUGUAGGUUUUGCCAAGGAAAUCGCCAGUGAGAACGUUUUGGAUUUACCUUGCGACGUUCAAAUAAUUAGUAUCCGCUCUAUCUCCACUGAUGUACGUAUGAAACUUCUUGUGUUGCAUCGUUUGGGUACCGACUGUGGUCUGACAACCAAAUUUUCUUGCUCAAUGGAAUCUUUGACUAUCGCUGUACAAAGUUAUCUACAAAAAGUCAAAGUCACUAAAGUUCAGUGGACAAAUUUGAGCGGAACGCUAAAGAAAAAUGAGAAAAUAGACUUAAAUCAGUUGUCCAUUGAACUAAAACCUAUGGAGUUUGCUUCAUUGUUUAUUUAUUUUGAUUAA